Molecule: messenger RNA, 1483 nt
Organism: Sesamum indicum (sesame)
Lineage: Eukaryota; Viridiplantae; Streptophyta; Magnoliopsida; Lamiales; Pedaliaceae
Source: RefSeq, a predicted model, not a curated record
AUGAUUUGGACUGAAGAUGACUUCAAAGCCACAAAUCCCAUUGACCGAUGUUGGCGCUGCGACCGCAACUGGGCUCAAAAUAGACAAAAGCUCGCGGAUUGUGCCCGUGGCUUUGGCCACCGUGCCACCGGCGGCAAAGGCGGAAGAUACUACGUUGUGACUGAUCCAUCGGAUGAUGACAUGGACAAGCCAAAGCCCGGAACCCUUCGCCACGCAGCCAUCCAGAAAGAGCCACUAUGGAUCAUAUUCGCCAACCACAUGGUUAUCAAGCUGAAAGAGGAGCUGCUUUUUGCGAGCAACAAGACCCUCGAUGGCCGAGGAGCAAAAGUCCACAUUGCCUAUGGCGCAGGCAUCACACUCCAAUUUGUCCAUAAUGUUAUAAUUCACAACAUACGAAUUCAUGAUAUUCAUCCAGCGCCUGGUGGAAUGAUUAGAGACGCUGUCGACCACAUCGGUCUACGUACCCGGAGCGAUGGAGAUGGUAUCUCUGUGUUUAACUCCAACAACAUAUGGAUCGACCAUGUUUCCCUAUCCAAAGGCACUGACGGGCUCAUUGAUGUUAUCGAGGGUUCCACAGCUAUUACCAUCUCCAACUGCAAAUUCAACCACCACAACGAUGUGAUGCUAUUGGGUGCACAUGAUAGUACGGCUAAAGAUUCAAUAAUGCAAAUCACUGUUGCAUUCAACCGCUUCGGGAAAGGUUUGAUCCAAAGGAUGCCGAGGAUCCGAUGGGGUUUCGUUCAUGUCAUCAACAAUGACUACUCCCACUGGGAAAUGUAUGCCAUCGGCGGUAGCGCACACCCCACCAUUAUCAGCCAGGGUAAUCGAUUCAAAGCUGCAAAUAACCAACACACUAAGGAGGUGACGAAGAGGAUGUUUGCUGAGAAGAGCGAGUGGGAGAAAUGGCAGUGGAGGUCUGAGGGUGACAAGUUCACGAAUGGAGCCUACUUUGUUGAGUCAGGGCCAGCAAUCAGACGCACAAACCUUCCAUUGACAGAGAAGAGCUUGAUCAAGUUCAAACCUGGCUCGUUCGCAGGAAGACUCACUCGCUAUGCUGGUGCACUCAAGUGCCGUGAAGGCAAACUAUGUUAAUCAAUUCCUUGAAACUGUUCUCAUUCUCCAUCCCCAACCCUUGUCGCAGAUGUUUAGAUGGAUAUAAGUUUAUCAUGUGUCGAAUCUUGUUUUGUUUUUUCAUUUUUUUUUUUUAUUUUUCUUGAUGGAUUUGGAGACGAAGAUGCCUGGAGAUAAAGAUCAAGGAAAAUGCUUCAUAUCCUCAUGAUGAACUUUGUGGUGACAAGCUUAUUUGCUUCUUAACGUACCUAUAUAGUCAUAAUUUUGUGGGUAAAUGUUUUUCAUUUAAUCAUACUGAGCUUGAAAGUUGUUUUGCCUUGUCGAGUAGUCUAUCUUUUCCCCCUACAAAUUACUUGUAAAGAUUUUUGGUAAUGAAGAAGUAAGCUCUUUACAGUGGAAAAAGUUCUUUAUA